CGUACGAAGUAACAUAUCUGAUUAUCUUUUGACUUUCAAAAGCGGUGACAGCCGGCCAAAAUUGUCGGCCAACUCUUUGCAUUCUUGCUGUGCUCGCUAAAAACAUAUAAAGAAGGGAGAUGUAGAAAACGAAGAUGCUUCGAGCACUCACCCCUACAACUUUCCUACCCAUGAGAUUGUCAACAAUCUUAUUUGUCAUUCAGUUUUCGUACUGCUUGCACUUCAUUGUGUUCUGUACCAAGGAUGAAGAAAAAGAACAAACGAGCGGUAGCAUCGAUUAUCAUCUCGUGAAGCUCUCACGAGCUCGUAAUAACUACGACAAAGCAUCUGGUGUAGGUUUCACAGAAACUGAAAAGCAUUAUCAAGCUAAAAUUAAUAAAAAUGUGAACAGUAUUCAUGAUAUUCGUGAUCAAAAGAAACUUCCUGGAACGAAAGAUCUGGCAUACAUCGACCAAAUGGACGCAGCUAAACAAAAAGGACGUAAACCUAAUUCCAAGUCUAAAAAACGAAAGAGACCGAACAGCCCCACGGGAUCUUUGUAAGGCAGCAUG
This is a messenger RNA of Meira miltonrushii, 551 nucleotides long. RefSeq lists its product as uncharacterized. The record is from RefSeq and is a predicted model, not a curated record. The transcript has a single exon. The coding region runs from base 135 to 542 and encodes 135 amino acids. Lineage: Eukaryota; Fungi; Basidiomycota; Exobasidiomycetes; Exobasidiales; Brachybasidiaceae.